CUUCCGGUACCGAUCGGGUGGCGACAACAGCUUGUCUAUAGUUGUGACAGAAAGAAGAACACCGGAACCCCAACUGCGCAACACAGUUCCUCGACGGACAUCCAGCGACACACCUUAAAAUGGCAGCUAACAUCGAGCAAAUCUUCCAAGAUUUUAUUUGGAAUAAAAUCAGAGAAUUUGAACACCAGAAUGUGGACGCAACCUGUGCUGCACAUGCUGAUUCUUGCAGUGAAAUGGUCUCUGGAGACGAAAAGAUUGAUGGCAGGAGUUCACAGAAGAAACACAAGAAACACAAAAAACAUAAAAGUAAGAAGAAGAAAAAGAACAGAGAGAAGGAGGAAAAAGACAGCAGGGUAAAUUCUAUGAAAAGUUUGGACGCACAAACACAAUCUCCCUCCAGAACAAGAUCCUCAACAGUCACAGAGCAGCAGGAUGAUGAUAGUAGUUCCAGAAGUCACAAGCACAAAACAGGACGGAGGAGGAAGAAGAAGAGGCACAAACAUGAGGGACGAGAAAACUCCUCUGAUUUUGACACAAAGGAACGAGGGACUAAAACUGAUGAACGUUUCUUGUCAAGGCAACAUGAGCAGCUGCCUGAUAUCAUUCCAAAACAGGACAGUUCCAAUAAACAAAAAACAGAUGACAAUAGUUGGAGCCCGUCCCGUUCACAUUCUAACUGUUCACAUUCCGGUUUAGAGAGGUGGACCUCUCGACCUUGCAGGUCCUUAGACAACAGAGAUAGUUUGGACCCGUCUGCAGAGUUAAAAAAAAAUAUCUCAAAAGAUAGCCAGCAUCUGUCGCACAGUCCUAAAGGUGGAAACAAAGCAGAACUGCAGAGACUGGACCACGGUCACCAGCCAGCAGGGACAACAAGAGAAAGUUCAUGUUGGAAUGAUUGUCUUGCAUCCGGGUCCCUGUUAAGCCCAUCCGUUGAGUUGCAAGGUAUUGCUGAGUACAUUGUCCCACAGCUAAAAGGCUCAGAGACCGUCUCAGCACCUGAGAGAAAAUCCCCUGCAACGAUGAAGCUUAAUACCACCAUGACACUAAGGAGUGAAGAAGGAAAAUCAGUGACCAUGCAGAAAAAAUCUAGGUCCCCUUCAAGGACCCUCAGGAAGAGGGCUAGAUCCAGAAGCUCCCCAAGGAGAAAGAGUUAUCGGUCAAGGUCCAGAAGUCGACAGUCACGGAGGUCAUGUUGUACGUCACGAGAUGGGGGAAGGCAGCCUACCUACAGCCAGAGGGACCGCUGGAAACGAGAGCCAAGCCACUCGCCUGUGCUUAUCCUGCGCAAAAAAAGGUCCCCCACUUGCAAACAUCGCACAGCUGCCAGCUGCCCUCAAAAAAUCAGUGACCUAGGAAAGGAGCAGCUGUUGGAAAUUGCAAAGGCCAAUGCAGCUGUCAUGUGUGCCAAAGCAGGUAUGUCCAUCCCUUCCAGCCUUAGGACCUCAAUGCUGCCGUUGGCAUUGCCAAACAUGGCGAUGAAUGCUGCUAUGGCCAGUAUGACAGCAGCCACCAUGACCGCUGCCUUGUCCAACAUUGGCACCCUGUCCUCACUAUUGCCGCUGCCAACCAUUCUCAACAAACCUGGUGCAAACCUUGCUCAGCCCAUAAAUGCUGCUUUUGAGGAAGCGAAAAAGAAAGUAGUGAAGCAUGCUAACAGCAUCAGCAUUAAAGAGUUCACUGAUAAGUGCAAGAUGAUUGUGGACAGCAAAGGCGAGCUGCCGGAUGCAUUACCGCAUGUGUUGGUGGAGGAGGAUGACGGGAAACCAUGUGGGGGGUUGCUUCUGCGUGAACAUAAAGCGAUCAGCUUCAACAUUAACAAUACCACAGUACGACCAGCCGCUGCAGGCAUGGCAAAAGAAUUCCCAGUGUCUUCAGGAUCUCAACACCGUAAAAAGGAGAGCAAGGCACUAAAUGUCUAUGGAGAUUGGGUCCCAGUGGACAAAACAUCAGUGGAAGCAAAAGCUGCCAUUCCCAUGGCGACAGUGAGCGCCAGUGAAACUCUGAACGCUCUAACAUUACCUGGACAGUCUGAAGCAUUGGCAGCAAAUCACGACAGUGUUUUCCCUGACCAACCGCCACAGCCUGUCGACAUCUCUCAGGCUGUGAGUGAGAGAAUCAAAGCUCAGAGGCGCUUAACCGAGAACCCCCUUGAUGUCAGUGCCAUCUGCAUGCUUACCCGAGCCCAAGAGCAGGUGGAUUUGUGGGCGCAGUCCAACACCAUUCCUGGUCUAUUCACUGGCUCCACUGGAGCCCAGGUCCUUUCUACGGAGGAACUGUCAAACAGCGGACCACAAGCUUGGCUGAAGAAGGACCAAUUCCUCAAAGCUGCACCGGUAUCAGGCGGCGUCGGCGAGUUUCUAAUGAGAAAGAUGGGUUGGAAGACAGGAGAAGGCCUUGGGAGGAACCGCGAAGGCACUGUGGAGCCGAUCAUUAUUGACUUCAAGGUGGACCGCAAAGGUCUGCUUGCCGAAGGGGAAAAGCCACAGAAACCAACAGGGGGAAUGGUGGUAACCAAGGACCUCAUGGGUCCCUUCGCUGCAACAGAGGCCAGCCCGGUGAGGCCAUGCCGCAUCGUUCGCUUCCCCCACGGCCGACCCAUUGGAGACUUACGUCCCCGUUAACAUUGUUUGGGCAUGUGGGUCGGCCUCUGUUGCGAGGAAGGUACCAGUCACUGACCGAUCGACGCGUAACCAAGUCAACCCGUCUGCACAUCGAUUCGAUGUUUAGGGGCCCUCUAAAUGCACAAAAAGUGUUUCCAUCAUGCUUUUGCAAAAAAUGUCAAUAUCAAAACAUUUCACAAACCUCCUCAUGAGAGCACAAAAAUACUUUUGUGAUAUUUGAGAUAUUUUGCUGUGUGUAGAAAGACUAGAAUUCCAAAGUGCAAAAAAACUCAUUGUUUUAGAAGCAAUUUUAAAGGGGAACAUUAUCACAAUUUCAAAAGGGUUAAAAACAAUAAAAAUCAGUUCCCAGUGGCCUGUUGUAUUUUUUGAAGUUGUUUUCAAAAUUUUACCGGUCCCGGAAUAUCCCUGAAUAAAACUUUAAAGUGCCUUAUUUUCGCUAUCUUCGAAACCACUAUCCAUUACCCUGUGAUGCCAUACAGGGCUGCCAAUACAAACAACAUGGCGGUUAUCACAGCAAGAUAUAGCGACAUUAGCUCGGAUUCAGACUCGGAUUUCAGCGGCUUAAGAGAUUCAACAGAUUACGCAUGUAUAGAAACAGAUGGUCGGAGUACGGAGGCAGAUAGCGAAAACGAAAUUGAAGAAGAAAUUGAAGCGUUUGAGCGAAUAGCUAUUAACGCUAUUCGGCCAUAGCGUGGGUGUACCUAAUGAAGUGGCCCAUAGCAUGGCUGCCUUAUUAGCAUCGCCGGUAAAAUGUGCAGACCAAACGAUCAGGACUUUCGCAUCUUGUGACACUGGAGCAACUUAAAUCCGUUGAUUGGUAAGUGUUUGUUUCACAUUAAAUGUGGGUAUCUAUUUUCAAAUGUACAUACAGCUAGCGUAAAUAGCAUGUUAGCAUCGAUUAGCAUAGCAUGUUAGCAUCGAUUAGCUGGCAGUCAUGCCGUGACCAAAUAUGUCUGAUUAGCACAUAAGUCAACAACAUCAACAAAACUCACCUUUGUGAUUUUGUUGACUUAAUCGUUGCAAAUGCAUCUGCAGGUUAUCCAUACAUCGCUGUGCCAUGUCUGUCUUAGCAUCGCCGGUCAAAUGUGAAGACACUCUGGUACAUUCAAUGGGGGUCUGGCGGCAGAUUUCUUGCCAGAGGUGCAACUUGAAUCCCUCCCUGUUAGUGUUGUUACACCCUCCGACAACACACCAACGAGGCAUGAUGUCUCCAAGGUUCCAAAAAAUAGUCGAAAAAACGGAAAAUAACAGAGCUUUGACCCGUUGUUUUUAAUGUGAAAAUGAAUAUGGCGGGUAUGUUACCUCGGUGACGUCACGUUCUGGCGUCAUCGCUAAAAGACCGAUAAACAGAAAGGGUUUUGAUUUGCCAAAAUUCACCCAUUAAGAGUUCGGAAAUUCCCUAAAAAAAAUACAUGGUCUUUUUCUGCAACAUCAAGGUAUAUAUUGACACUUGCAUAGGUUUGGUGAUAAUGUUCCCCUUUAAACAUUUCAAUGAACAAGCCUUUCAUCAUGAUUUGUCUAUUGUGGACUGGGAUGAAUCUAAUACCAGAUGUAGAGCUAGCUUGGAUGUUUUUCAAAUACACUUUUAUGCAAAUUAUAAAUAAACAUGCACAAUAGGUCCUGGGUUCGAUCCUGGGCUUGGGAUCUUUGUGUGGAGUUUG
Nerophis ophidion (straightnose pipefish) is the source of this 4282-nucleotide messenger RNA. RefSeq names its product protein SON (gene sonb). The coding region runs from base 120 to 2621 and encodes 833 amino acids. Gene Ontology annotation, molecular function: RNA binding. The transcript is spliced from 18 exons. The record is from RefSeq and is a predicted model, not a curated record. NCBI's taxonomy places the organism in Eukaryota, Metazoa, Chordata, Actinopteri, Syngnathiformes, Syngnathidae. Gene Ontology annotation, biological process: regulation of cell cycle; regulation of mRNA splicing, via spliceosome.